AUGUGAAUCAGUAACAAAUGAUAGUUCGAGGAAUGACUCCUAGGUACUUGAUUGAUCAAAUUAACUUUGCUUGUGGUGUUCACCUUUAUACAACCAGAGAGAACAUGAGCAUGUACAUUUCUAAGCCUGCUAGAAUGUGUAUGAAUUCACUAUAUUUUGAAGGUUUCAAAGCAUUCAACGAAUUGCCUACGUACAUCAAAGAAUGUUCAACUCCUCAUAGAUUCAAGAAAGAGCUACUUGAAUUCAUUAACUUUGUUUUAGUAAAUUGUGCAUUUUGCGGAUUGAAGUUGUUUUCUUUUAAAAUGUAUUAAUUUAAAAAUAUCUAAUGCUAAGUGUUUACUAUUUUAAUGCCAUGUAUUUUCAAUGAUUGUGUGUAAUAGGGUUAUCCUAUUUUUAACUAAA
This is a messenger RNA of Acanthoscelides obtectus, 402 nucleotides long. The record is from the annotation of a GenBank genome assembly. Lineage: Eukaryota; Metazoa; Arthropoda; Insecta; Coleoptera; Chrysomelidae.